Iphiclides podalirius (scarce swallowtail) is the source of this 546-nucleotide messenger RNA. NCBI's taxonomy places the organism in Eukaryota, Metazoa, Arthropoda, Insecta, Lepidoptera, Papilionidae. The record is from the annotation of a GenBank genome assembly.
AUGACAAUUUUUCACUUCCUGCCACUCAUCGAGUCCCCGCUCCACGGCACGGUGGGAAAGAGUCGAGCAUUCGCUGGGCUCUGGAGGGAUUCGACGCCGCGCAGUCUGGCCAACUCUCCGUUCGCCAUCUUGAACCCUAACUGUGUCGUUGCCGGCCGAGCGGCCGAGCGGCCGAGCGACGGAAGAUCGCAACUCUGCGCGAUUAACACUCGUCUCGAGGACCACGUGUGCUUCAUCGGCCUCAAGGACGCCCCGGUACUAAUUAGAGAUGGUCGUUUUUCUAAUAACGACCACAUGGCCACAUGCUUAGCACCGUAUACAUCCGGCAUCCGAAUCGCGUGCACGCCCGAAAAAAACCAAGCGGCCGCGGACGUCGUCGCUGCGGCACCAGCUAGGGGGCUAGUGAACACAAUCCAUUACCGAAUUGCGAGGCGCGCUCAAUCCUCACGGCCGAAGCGAGGCAGCAAUGCAACGUUCACGAGGCGAUUUGCCCACGGAGCGCGUUAUUUUAAACGCUCUUCGGGUUAUGCUUUCCACUGGGAGUCG